Messenger RNA from Bombina bombina (fire-bellied toad), 414 nucleotides. RefSeq names its product centromere protein O-like. The transcript is spliced from 2 exons. NCBI's taxonomy places the organism in Eukaryota, Metazoa, Chordata, Amphibia, Anura, Bombinatoridae. Bases 1 to 414 code for a protein of 137 amino acids. The record is from RefSeq and is a predicted model, not a curated record.
AUGACCCGCACACAUAAGGAAGUGCAGACACGCUUUAGAGAAGGAGUAUUAUCCCAUCUAGAACAGCUGGAGUCAUUGUCACAUAAUUUAUCCGUGAAACAAGAGCAGAAACGGCAAGAACAUGAAGCACUUGACAAGAUGAGGGAGACCAUUUUGAAACUACGGCUACAAAGGGAUGAACUCAAGGCGAAAGUUUCACAACAGAAACAACAGCUCCUGGCACUGAAAGUGAAAGAAGAAGAGGUUAUCCCAGAUCCUGAAGAUGCAGCUGAGGGUGCCCAGAAGGCGGCUCUAGAGAUGAGACUGGCAGAAGUGAAGGGGAUUCUGGAGGCAUAUUGGCUGACAGAUCUUUCCAGGUCCUUUCAUCUGUGGGACCCUGCAAAGGAAUUUGUUAUGCACUCUGCUCAGUUUUGA